AUGGACGCACAACGCUUGCCGCCUCCCGAAACACCACGUCGACAGCUGCUCAAACGCAUUCACCGCAGGAGCUCCAUCCUCCCUUCCGCCGAUCCAUCGGUCCACCUCGCCCCCUCGACCUCCGCAUCCACCUCCACCUCCCGCUCCAACUCCCGACGCGCAUCGCUCAACACAGCAGGCACCUCGCCUCUACUCAACAGCGCAGCACUCGAACGCCACGACGAGGCAGACGAGGAUCAUGACCAAGCGGAUAGCACCCAUGACGCCAGGCCCGCAACUGCCAUUCCUGACCAUGACCAGGGCGACAUUUACAUCGACGCCAGCCACUACGGCGUGCACACCGACAUGCAAGACCACAAAGAUGCAGACGAGAACGGCGAGGAGGCAGCAUGGGCGCAGGUGGAUGAGCUCAUGGACACGGUCCAGCUCAAGAACCAGCGCAUCCUUCAGCUCGAAAAGGAGCUAGCCCAGUGUCAACGCGACCUGCAAGCCGAGAAGGAUCGCAUCAAGCCAUCCUCGAAGGCAGGCAAUGCCAACGCUGGACAAGAAAAGGGACUCACACGUGCGGCGGCGGUCAAGCUCGAACGCGAGUUCCUCUCGCAGGAGAUGAUCCUCAAGGGUCUGCAGCGCGAUAACGAGGACAAGACGCUCGAAGUCGAGGCGCUCCGACGCAAGCUCAAGCUCAUGUCCGACUUCCUCUCGCGCCAGUAUGGCCCCGACGACUGGGAAGCAGUGGUUCAGGCAUCUUCUGGACUUGCCGCUGCAACCAGCUCUGGCGCCAAGGAGUCCACGGUGGCUGCGAGUCCCGACAAGGAGAGCCUGAGCGCAGUAGCUCGGUUGCUCGGCGCUGCGAACGCGGCAAGUCCACGCGGUGCAAAUCGUGCCAUCUUCACUCCGCUUCUCGGCAGCGACGCCAUGGCCAAUCCUUUCUCGCCCAUGGCUGCAAGCCCAACAAAGACGGGCGCGGCCAUCAACAACGACGACGAGCUCAUCCCCACCAUUGCGCGGCUGCACACACCCGCCUCGAGCCCCAGCAAGAUGUUCGUCUCCUCGUUCGCCCGGCCUCGCACCUCGCUCGACAACGCCAACGACGAGCUGGCCAACGAAACGACGGAACAGGUUCGGCAAGAAGAGAUUUCCUCGCCGCACCCGAACCUGGAAGCCACGGCAUGUGCGAACCUGAGUGUGAAGAACACUGCUGGACCGAAUGAACUACCAGCUGGAAUCGAUCGCAACAUGCUGCUCGCUUCGAUCGAGAGCGUGCGUCUGCUCAUCCAGGGCUUCGAGCGCAAGAACGCAAUGCGCAGGGCAGAGCUGGAAGCUACGAUCGACAAUGCGCUCCAGGCCGAGCGCAGAGCCGAACGGCUGCAGGCCGAGGCAGCAGCGCUCACCACUCCUACUCCCGCAGUCAUCUAG
Molecule: messenger RNA, 1416 nt
Organism: Moesziomyces antarcticus
Lineage: Eukaryota; Fungi; Basidiomycota; Ustilaginomycetes; Ustilaginales; Ustilaginaceae
Exons: 1
Coding region: 1-1416 (471 amino acids)
Source: RefSeq, a predicted model, not a curated record